This is a messenger RNA of Annulohypoxylon truncatum, 1094 nucleotides long. RefSeq names its product eukaryotic cytochrome b561-domain-containing protein. The record is from RefSeq and is a predicted model, not a curated record. Gene Ontology annotation, molecular function: transmembrane monodehydroascorbate reductase activity. Lineage: Eukaryota; Fungi; Ascomycota; Sordariomycetes; Xylariales; Hypoxylaceae. The transcript has 3 exons. Bases 255 to 1001 code for a protein of 248 amino acids.
UCGCACAUUCGCGGUCUCAACAACCUUCCUGAUUAAGGGGUUGCUUGUGUAGCUCCCUGUAGCUCCCCCGCGCAGCCCGCACUAGGUAUGGGGCCCUGCACUACGUACAGUGUGCUGCUUAAGAAUCGCGGCGCUCUGAUAGGCGGGAGCUUGCCUAAGCAGGACUCCGUCAUGUCCGUCAUCGAUGCCUUCUGGAAGUGCGGUAGAACCCCUCUAACGGCGCUACGUCAAUUUAAAUAAGAAAUAUUGCCAGAAUGGCUUCCGCGACGGGAAUACCCCAACACCCCCCGAUUAAUAAUCCGGACGACGGCGGUGAACAAGGGGAUCUAGAGCCUCUUUUGGGUCGGCCGGGAGAUGCUUCUCAAAGAGAAGAUGCUCCCUUAAUCAAAAAUCUCGUUCUUGGCACCGGCAUAAUCGCCGAAGCCGCCGGCGUCCUGCUCGUCGCCUCGGUCUGGGCCGCCGUCUUCCUCAACGGGCCCCUGAUCCUCUUCUCCGUGCACCCGCUCGCGCAGUCCGCGGGCCUGCUCGUGCUCAUCCAGUCCAUCCUCGUCGUGCAGCCGACGCACACCGGCGCGCAGAAGGAGGCCGGCGCGCGGGCCCACGCCGGGCUCAACGUUCUCGGGUUCCUGAUCUUCGCGGUCGGCGUCAUCAGCAUCGAGUACAACAAGGUCGCCAACAACGGCGCCCACUUCCACUCCGCGCACGGGUACCUGGGCGUGAUCGCUUCUUUUUGGUUGUUGGCACAGUACCUCGUCGGCUUCACCAUGUUCGCCACGCCCGCCCUGUACGGCGGCGAGGCCGCCGCCAAGAAGAUCUGGAAGUACCACCGCGCGAGCGGCUACGCGCUCCUGCUCUUCCUCUCCGCCACCGUCAUCAGCGCCACACAGACCGACUACAACCUCAACGUCCUCAACAUCAAGCUCUGGGCCACCAUCGUCAUCUUCGUUCUCCUCAUCGUCGGCGUCUUCCCCAGGAUCAAGAAGCACAAGCUCGGCUUGUGAAGGGACGAUGACGGCGACGGCGACUUGGUCGUCCAGUUAGUAGGAAGAGGGUAUCUCCGACUGGCGGAUAACGGGACGCACGACGACGAAACG